CAAUCGCGGAGCAGCUCAAGUCCCACCGGGUCAGUGGUGGCUCAGGUUGCUUGUCAUAAGCCGAGCGACGGUUUGUUGAUCUGUCUUUCCCGAGAAUUAGCGAUCCCUCGACCCUGCUAGAAAAAAAAGAGAGGGAUGUCUCUGCGCUGCGGGGGCGCCGCCUGCGCCGUGGGGCCCCGGGUAUUUGGAAGAUAUUUAUGCAGUCCAGUCAGAGCAGUAAGUUCCUUGCCAGAUAAAAGAAAAGAAUUCUUACAAAAUGGACCAGACCUUCAAGAUUUUGUAUCUGGUGAUCUUGCAGACAAGAGCAAGUGGGAUGAAUAUAAAGGAAACUUAAAACGCCAGAAAGGAGAAAGGUUAAGACUACCUCCUUGGCUAAAGACAGAGAUUCCCAUGGGGAAAAAUUACAAUAAACUGAAAAAUACAUUGCGGAAUUUGAAUCUCCAUACAGUGUGUGAGGAAGCUCGAUGCCCCAACAUUGGAGAAUGUUGGGGAGGUGGGGAGUACGCGACUGCCACAGCCACAAUCAUGUUGAUGGGUGACACAUGUACAAGAGGUUGCAGAUUUUGUUCUGUUAAAACGGCAAGAAAUCCGCCUCCACUGGAUGCCAGUGAGCCCUACAAUACUGCAAAGGCAAUUGCAGAGUGGGGUCUGGAUUAUGUUGUCUUGACGUCUGUGGAUCGAGAUGAUUUGCCUGACGGAGGAGCUGAGCAUUUUGCAAAGACUGUAUCAUACUUAAAGGAAAGGAAUCCAAAAAUUCUUGUGGAAUGUCUCACCCCUGAUUUCCGAGGAGAUCUAAAAGCAAUAGAAAAAGUUGCUCUGUCAGGAUUGGAUGUGUAUGCACAUAAUGUAGAAACAGUUCCAGAAUUACAGAGGAAAGUUCGUGAUCCCCGGGCCAAUUUCAACCAGUCUCUGCGCGUACUGAAACACGCCAAGGAGGUUCGGCCUGAUGUGAUUUCUAAAACAUCUAUAAUGUUGGGUUUAGGCGAAAAUGAUGAGCAAGUAUAUGCAACAAUGAAAGCACUUCGUGAAGCCGAUGUAGACUGUUUGACUUUAGGACAGUAUAUGCAACCAACAAAGCGCCACCUUAAGGUUGAUGAAUACAUUACUCCUGAAAAGUUCAAACACUGGGAAAAAGUAGGAAAUGAACUUGGAUUUCAUUACACUGCUAGUGGCCCGCUGGUGCGUUCUUCAUAUAAAGCAGGUGAAUUUUUCCUGAAAAAUCUAGUGGCUAAAAGAAAAAAGUCCUCUCAAAUAUAACAAGACCUUCAAGAUCACAUGAAUUGUGAAUAUCUGAUUCCAACUGGUAAUAGAAGUGGUACCAGAGGGCGCCUGGGUGGCUCAGUCGGUUAAGCCGCUGCCUUCGGCUCAGGUCAUGAUCCCGGGGUCCUGGGAUCGAGCCCCGCAUCGGGCUCCCUGCUCCGCGGGAAGCCUGCUUCUCCCUCUCCCCCUGCUUGUGUUCCCUCUCUCGCUGUGUCUCUCUCUGUCAAAUAAAUAAAUAAAAUCUUAAAAAAAAAAAAAAAAAAAAAGAAGUGGUACCAGAAUGCCUGACUUCAGUGGACAUACCUCAGUCUCCUUGUUUUAAGAAACACGUCGAGAGCUGUGCAUAUUUAAUUAAAUAAUUCACUUGCCUUUUAGCGUAUCUUCUUUGUUCUAUUAAACAAUUGCUUGCUGUGAUAUAAUCAUAAAAUGUCUUUUAAGAGUUUUACUGUUAACAGUAUAAUUAAAAAUACAUG
This is a messenger RNA of Mirounga angustirostris (Northern elephant seal), 1733 nucleotides long. RefSeq names its product lipoic acid synthetase (gene LIAS). Gene Ontology annotation, biological process: lipoate biosynthetic process. The record is from RefSeq and is a predicted model, not a curated record. The coding region runs from base 136 to 1257 and encodes 373 amino acids. Gene Ontology annotation, cellular component: mitochondrion. Lineage: Eukaryota; Metazoa; Chordata; Mammalia; Carnivora; Phocidae. The transcript has 11 exons. Gene Ontology annotation, molecular function: lipoate synthase activity; 4 iron, 4 sulfur cluster binding.